Messenger RNA from Vitrella brassicaformis, 5078 nucleotides. The record is from the annotation of a GenBank genome assembly. NCBI's taxonomy places the organism in Eukaryota, Vitrellaceae.
AUUGAGUUUGUUGCAUCGCCAUGAUGCGUUCCAGCAAAGGAUGAAGCAGAUGGCCACCCGAACACUCGCCCGCCGGCGGAGGGCCUUCGCCACACUCGCCAGACGCCACGACCACGCACACACCGUCCUCCCAUCCACCUCAUUCGCACACACAAGACGGGCACAGCACACACAGGCCGACCAAGCGGCACACAGUGGACACAAUGAUCCCCAUCCCGGCAAGGCGCCACAACCACAACCGGGCUUCCUGCAACAGUACAUGCAGACUGUCGACAGCAUGACAGCAGUCAACCACCACCAGCAGCAGCAGCAGCAGCAGCCGGCUGGUCCGUCGAUGGACUUCCCGACGGAGAGUAUGGGUCAUUGCAGUGUGGAAGAUGUGGCGGUGCUGCAGGCGUCUUAUGCGGCGGAGUGGGUGAGCAGCCCGCUGAGCGUCCACGAGAAGGACGUCCUGCAGCAGCGGUGGAUUGCUAUGACGCAGGAUGAGGCGUGCUGCAGAUUCCUCAAGGUGACCACACCAGACCAGACACACAGUCCGGCAGCCAGCCAGACACACAGACACACAGACAGACCCACACCACCUGUGGUGCAUGCCCCGUGUGUCUGUGUGUCUGUGUGUGUGUGUGUGUGUGUGUCUGUAGGACAAGUGUGACAUCCCUUUGUUCUUCUUGAAGGACCGGCGGCUGCAGCAGCGCUUCUGCCUGUACGUUAACAACGCCCCCCCACUGCUCAAGGACCUGCGCGCAUCCCUCCUCGGCCUCUUCGACCCACACAAGGCCGACCUGCGCAACGACAAAACAUACAACAUGGUGGAGUGAGUCAGUCAGGAAGUGCCAGUGUCACGCCACGCCCACACAGAGAAUGCAUGCCCGCUCUAAUCGCUUUCUGUUCAGAUGCUGCAAUCGGUGGAUGAUGGCUCUCCAGCACCAGCACCAGCACCACCAACAGCAGCAGCAGAAUGGUCGUCAGGACGGCGGGAGAUAAUGGACCAAGCGUCAUGCGGAGAACCACAGCCGUGGGAGGUGCACCGGCUGUUGCUGAGCCAGGUGCAGCAGUACGGCCCCCUGAUGAGGGCGCUGCUGCCCUUCCUCGCAGAGUCGUACGGCGAGCAGCUCAUCGCAUUUCGGAACGUCAAGGGAUUGGCGGUAAGUGCCAAAGAGGGAGGGAGGGAGGGAGGGAGGGGUGUGCUAUGAGUGUGAUGGUUGGUCAGGAUUUGCGUCUGCCUCACGAGUCCUAUCCGGCUGCUCGUGCGUCGCCCCGAGCCGUGCACAUCCACGUGGGCCCCACCAACAGCGGCAAGACCCACCACGCCCUCAGACGACUUGCUACCGCACACACAGGCACGCAUCACAACACACUUCACUUGGACAGACUGACGGAAAGACCACGCCUCCACACAAUCGUGUGUGUGUGUGUAGGUGUGUAUUGCGGCCCAUUGCGUCUGCUUGCGUGGGAGGUGCACGAGAAGCUGACAGCGGGGGGCAUCAAGUGCGACCUGCUCACCGGACAGGAAACCGUCAAACAAGACGUACGCACACACACACACACACGGCGAUUGAUGCCAUCCUAUGCACACCAAGUGUGAAGAAAACCGAGUGCACUGGUCUGGUGUGGUCUCUGUGUGUGUGUGCCAUAGGGUUCUCAUCACCUGUCGUGUACAGUAGAGAUGGCGCCCAUGGGUGUGCCGGUGGAGUGUGCCGUCAUCGACGAGAUGCAGAUGGUCGGCGACAAACAGCGGGGUGCCGCGUGGACCAGGGCAUUCCUCGCCAUUCAGGUACUCAACGCACCCUCGUCAGUCACACACAGACGGGACGGGAGACGAUCCUGAUGGGUCGUAUGUGCGUGUGCGUGUAGGCCGAGGAGCUGCAUGUGUGUGGCGACCCCCGGUUUGCGGAGCUCAUUAGAGAGAUCGCCGCAGACUGCGGCGACCAGGUCAGGUUGGUCAGACAAACCAAGACACCCACACCCCCCACCCCACCGCAUGGCAUGUUGUGUGUUCACCCAUCCCCAUGAAUCGUUCAGGUGUUCCUGCAUUCGUACGAGCGGCUGUCUCCUUUAUCUGUGGCACCGUCGUCUCUGUCGUCAUUGGAUGCGGUGGAGGACCACGACUGCGUCAUAUGCUUCACGCGCAAAGACAUCCUCAGGAUGAAAAGAGACCUAGAGAAGCUAGGUAGGCAGGUACCUACCUGCUGGACGGGCGCCUGUCCAUAUGCUAUGCGUGUGUGUGUAGGUCGGAGUGUGUGUGUGGUGUACGGCUCAUUGCCCCCCGAGACGCGCAGGCAGCAGGCCCGGCUCUUCAACGACCCACACACACAAGUACGCACACACAACGACAGCAACACAGCACAUGCACCCACGUGCCUCUCCAUCCCUCCCUCCCUCCCUGCCCCGGUCAGCACCGUGUGUUGGUGGCGUCCGACGCUGUGGGUAUGGGGCUGAAUCUGAAUAUCCGGCGCAUAGUCUUCCGCUCACUCAAGAAGUAUGACGGCAGCGGUGUUCGGCAGCUCACGCCUUUAGAGAUCAAACAAAUCGCCGGACGCGCCGGCAGGUAAGGUACUUGUGGGGGUGGGUGAGGUAGGCAGGGGAUGUGUGUGCGUGUGCGUGUGGGAUGAUGUGUAGGUAUCAGAGCGAGCACCCGGAGGGCUGGGUGACGUGUCUCAGGGAAGACGAAUUCGACACUCUCAAAGAGGCAAUGGGAGGUGAGCUGCGAGCCAGACACACCACACAAGCAUCCCCUCACACCACAUCACACAACUUCUCACCUCUCCCCUCCCUCCCUCCCUCCCUCCCUGUGUGAGCUACAGCCCCUGUGGACAGUGAUGCGGUCGAUCGCGCCGGCCUUUUCCCGACAUUUGAACAAUUUGACGCGUUCAGGUAUGGACCCCCCCCCCGCCCCCGAAACACACCACACACUGCACCAUGCCUCACCCACUCGCUGCGUGAAUGCAGUCGUGAGCUGGAGGGCGAAGCGAAGAGGCCGCUGCCCUUCGACGAACUACUGCAAAGGUGCCCACACACACAUACACAGGGAGAGUCGAAGCACUCUUUUCGACUGUCUGUCUGUCUGUGAGCAGGUAUCUGGAGUUGUCGGCAGUGAGCUCCAAGUACUUCGUGGUGGACAGCGACAACACAUUGCGGCUGGCCAGGGCUUUGCAGGACGUCACCAACUUGCAGCGGGUGGAGCUGUUUGACUUCUGCCAGGCCCCGGUGGACGCCGACGACCUCGUUGCCGUCACCGCACUCAGGACAUUCGCGCAGUACUACAGGUAGGUGAUUUGAUGGGUCAAACCACACGCAGAGAGGGGAGGAAGGGCUGGCUGAUGAGCAAAUGGAUGUGUGUGUCGUCUGUCUUCAGUUCGUUCAUGAGUGUGCCUUUGCCGAGUGCGUAUGACGUGGCUCGUGAUGGGGUCGAGUUGGAGCCGCCCAGGACCUUCAACGAGCUCUACCAUUACGAGCUGCUCUACAAGGUCCGUCUCACAUUCCACACCAACACACAGGCUGCCUUCUUGAAUGUCCGCGCGCGUCUGUGCACCACCACAUCAAUCAGAUAUUGGACACCUACGUGUGGCUGGCCCGCCGCUACUCGACCGACGUCUUUCCCGACACCCAUUCAGCGCAGUCCAGCAAGCAGCGGCUGGCGGCCCUCAUCAACGACGGCCUCAGCAACACCGCCCACCCCAUUACGAGCGAAGACUUCAUCUCGGCCAUACGGGAUGACAACGACCCCUGUGCAGAGACCGACAGCUCAGCCAUGGAGGAGGGGCAGCAGAGGCCGAGUGCGUUGGCAGAGGCGAUAGAGGACACAGUGGAGGAGGACAGGAUCCGCCGCACUUACCUGGAGGACAUGUCGGUGGAGCGGCAGCAGCAGGAGCGGCUGCUCGCUAUGAUGGCCUCCCAGGGAUUUGUCAUGCCCACGACCCCCACCACCACAACCAACCGAGGGAAGGCCGGCAGCAGCAAGACGGCCCCGCCCCGCCCCCCUGUGUGUGUGCCGACGUCCUCUCUGUUCAAGCAGCACCGGCAGCCGAUUUCUGCAGACGUCACCGUGCCCAGCACACGAGAGAACAAGACCGGCAAGAAGACACACGCGACUUCACGGGCACGUCUGCAGCUGAUAGAUGAGAUCCAUCGGGCAACGGAUGAACGAGACAACAAAUCCGACACGCAGCCACCGCCUGUGUCGACUGCUGACCAUUGCAAGGAGGGAGAGCCCGAGGCAGGAAGGGAGAGCAAGAGCCGCAUCAUCCAGUUCAACGACGAUGGUACGCCAUUCACACACACACACACACACACGCCGCCACACAGCACAGCACACUCACCCACAUGGUCGCUGUCUGCCCUCUUGUGCCUUUUCUCCCAACAGCACAGCAAGAGACGCAGGACGGCAAAGCCCCACUCCCUCUCUCGUCACACACUGCUUCCGUCGGGGUCCGCCGGAGUGCAUGGCGGCCCGCGAUGAGCAUCGAUACAGCACGAGACAUCACCACCAGCAGCAGCAAGGUCAACGUCCUGAAGCGGGGUGUAUUUCGACGUGACGGCCAGCGGACGACUCUAGAUAGUGCAGCAGCAGCUGCUGCCUCGGGAGGGGCAGGGGGGGGGGGAUGACGAGAGCCUCGCUGACAGGCUGGUGAGCAAAUGAAGGAAGCUAUAGUUCAACAUAGUGAGUGCCACGUGUGUGUGCUUAAUUGUGGGUUGGUUGUGUUGAUGCAGGCAGGCGAUGCGAUGCCUGUGUCAACCAGCCCGUCCCUUGACUGACUGACUCGGCUUCUUUGAGUGCCCACCCCACCCCCCUAUCAAACCAAUGAGUGGAUGGAUGGAUGGAUGGCGUAGCAGGAAGAUAGGUAGGUAGGGUGGUGUGGCGUAUAGUAUAGAGCUCUAGUCGGUCAGUCUCCACGGGAUGGGUCACGGAUGUGGUUGAUGUGCGUGAGUGUGCACUUAAUGGACAUGCACAGCACUGCGGGACGCUUUACUCGUAUCGUGUUUGACUGACUUGUGUGUCUCCAACACACACACACAGUCUCAACUCACUGAUCGAAGGAUAUGUGUGUGUGUCGUCCACGGAUGCCCUGAUCUGCGCC